Molecule: messenger RNA, 3526 nt
Organism: Calliphora vicina (urban bluebottle blowfly)
Lineage: Eukaryota; Metazoa; Arthropoda; Insecta; Diptera; Calliphoridae
Gene: Letm1
Product: Leucine zipper and EF-hand containing transmembrane protein 1
Exons: 6
Coding region: 374-2998 (874 amino acids)
Biological process (GO): intracellular monoatomic cation homeostasis
Cellular component (GO): mitochondrial inner membrane
Molecular function (GO): ribosome binding; calcium ion binding
Source: RefSeq, a predicted model, not a curated record
AGCACAAAACGAAGACGGGAAGAAAAAUAGAAAAAAUCUCAAAGAACGUCGGAUAAACCAAAACACAGAAUAUUAUAUUUUUUAUUCGGACAAAAAACGUAUUAGAAAAAGCAACCUUUUGCAAAAGAACCAACAAUAAAAAUAAAAUCACGAAGUUUCUACGAAAACGACUUAAAAAUUGUAAAAAAUAUAGAAGUGCAAACGAAAUUACAUAAAAAUUAAUGCAAAACACCAGUGGAAAAGUUAUAAAUUUUUAAACUUCUUAUAAAUAACAAGCAAAUAAUAAAUUGUUUGGCAUUACAGUUGUAAAACAAAAACAAAAGAGAAUCCUUAAAAACGGGUUGAGCAAAUUACAGAAAAUAAACCUGUCAAAAUGAAUACGUUCGUAAAGAACUACCGGAAAAGUGGAAUUACUUCACACAUGGUUCUGCCAUCAAAGAAAUAUUCCUCAGCACACUACAGGUCACAUUUCGCCCUGAAAUAUCGGCUAGAUCCUCACGGGCCCCAGUUCUAUGUCAGUCGACAUACACUAUUAUCAUCACAUCAUCAAUAUCUACCGGCUGUGACAGCAGCUGUCCGACAUGACUAUCACACCUUACAGCAUAACCAACGACAUGUGCCGUUGAUGUCAUCCUAUAGUUAUAAUGCCAGCCGUCAUUUUCGCCUUGGUCAAGGUCUCUAUGAACAGCCCUCGUCCAAAGUUGAGGUGACCGUACAGAAUAUGAAAAAUAAACAGAAGGAAAAAGUUGAAGAAAUAUUAAAGGAGGCCACAGCUGCAGCAGCAGCAACAAGCGACAACAAAGUGGUGGAGGCCACACCAAAACCGGUAGCCGUUAAGAAAUCUUUACAAACCCGUAUCUGGGAAGAAAUCGUACACUACUAUCAUGGUUUUCGUCUACUGUUUAUCGACAUAAAUAUUUGUCGUAAGCUGCUGUGGCGUGUGCUGAAUGGUAAGACUUUGACCAGACGAGAAAAUAAGCUAUUGGUGCGCACCACUUCGGAUGUUUUCCGUUUGAUACCCUUCUCGGUAUUUAUUAUAGUUCCUUUUAUGGAAUUGGCUCUGCCUUUGUUUAUCAAAUUUUUCCCCGGCAUGUUGCCAUCCACAUUCCAAACCAGCAAGGAAAGGGAGGAUAAACUAAAACAAGCUUUACAGGUGCGCUUGGAAAUGGCCAAGUUCUUGCAAAAGACCUUGGAUGAGAUGACGGUGCAGCACAAGGAGCACAAGAGUGAGGAGGCCAAGCAAUUUGAAAUAUUCUUCCAAAAGAUCAAGGAUCCCAGUGAGCAGGUAUCAAACGAUGACAUUAUAAAGUUUGCCAAACGUUUUGAGGAUGAAAUUACUUUGGAUUCAUUGAGCGGAGAGCAAUUGUCGGCCUUGUGUAGAGUGUUGGAGUUGAAUACGGUGGGCACCUCCAAUUUGUUAAGAUUUCAAUUGCGAUUGAAGUUGCGCUCAUUGGCCGCUGAUGAUCGUGUCAUAGAACGUGAGGGUGUUAAUUGCUUGGAUUUGUGGGAAUUGCAACAGGCCUGCAAGGCUCGUGGCAUGCGUGCCUAUGGCCUGACCAAGGAACGUAUGCAAACCCAACUACAGCAAUGGAUAGAUUUGUCUCUAAACGAAAAAGUACCUCCCACUUUGCUUUUGCUAUCGCGAGCAGUAUCGAUUUCGGAUGAUUCCUUUACCACCGACAAGCUUAAGGAAACCCUUAGAGUAUUACCCGACUCCUUGGCCAAUCAAACCAAGGCUGCCAUUGGUGAACGUGAAGGCAAAAUUGAUAACAAAGUCAAAUUGGAAAUUAUCAAAGAGGAAGUGCGCAAAAUCAAAGAAGAACGCGAAGAGGAACGACAAGAAGAAAAGGCCCAAAAGGAAGACUUGCUGGACAAGGCCAAACUUAUUGAAGAUGUCAGUGUUGAGUUACUAGAUCGCGCCAAGGAUGUUACCGAUCAAGUUCCUCCUCUGGAAAGAGUGAAGCCUAUAGUGUCGACCGUGCUUAGCGAAGCCGAAACAGCCAAGGAGGCUGAAACGGCCAAGGCCAAGGAUGAAGAAGAGAAGUCUAUCUCCUCCAAGGAUGUAGAACUGUUAUCGGAAGCCCUGAAGACACUAUCGAGCGACAAGAAGAUGGUGGUCGAAAAGGAAACCAUUAAAGAUCUCAAAACCGAACUGGAAGAAUACAAAGAAGAUGUCGAGGAAUUGCGUGAAGUGCGUCAAGUUGUACAGGAGCCCGUCCAUGAAAGUCGUGCCGCCAAAAUGCUAUUCAAAAAGGUUAAUACCAUGAUUGGCCAAUUGGACAAGGUGCUAACGGAUUUGGAGGAAAAACAACACAAGGUCAUGGCUCAGGAUCUAAAAGGCGAGGUGCUGACCAAAGAACAAGAGGAAGCGAAACGUCGUCACGAGGAUAUUGUGCAAAUCGAUGAAUUGGUGCAGAUUAUUAAGAAGUUGAAACAAACCUCAGACGAGUCAAGACUUAAACAAAUUGAAAAUGUUUUAAGCAAACUGGAUUCUGACAAAGAUGGUGCCAUAUCGGUGGAUGAAGUGCUUAAGGUCGUCGAAGCAAUUGGCCGUGAAAAUGUGAAAUUGAAUGAGAAACAAUUGGAAGAAUUGAUUACUCUACUAGACAAGGAACAAAUCAUUGAAGCUGAGGAGAAAAUAGAAAAGGCUAUAGCCAAGAGUAUAAAAGAAGCUGAAGAAGCUAAAAAAGUAGCGGAUAAAGUGCAAAAAAGUGACACCGGCAGCAGUAGUAAACCACAAAAAGCAGCUGGCAUAUAUACAGAUGAACUUAAAGAUUGUGCUAAAGUAAUUAAGGAUAAUGCUCUCAAUCUGGAUGAGCUGGAUAAGAAGAAUGUGUUAAAAACAGAGGCUGCUGCUAACACCAAACAGGAGAGUGUGCUGUUGGAGGCUGCCGAAAAACAAAAGGAAAAAAUCUUACCUAAAGCUGAUAUCAUGCCACCCACACCACCACCCACCAACAAAACAAAUCAAGUCAAUACUAAAGAUAAAAUGAUAUGAUUUGAUAAAAUCCCUUCUUCCUCCUCCUCCUCUACAUCUACUAAGCUUAAGAAUAAACAAAAUAAAUAAACCUUCUUGCUAGGAAUAUGACAAUAAUUUGAAAUUCCUUUUUGAAAUAUGUGUAUGGAACUAAAAGCAAAGGCCGCCAACAAUCUAUUUAAAUAGUUUUUAAAUAGUAAGUUUACGAACAAAAUUAGUUUCCAUGUCUAAUCUGCUACUGCAUUGGGUAUAAGGUGUAACCUAAAAGAAGGUUCUCCCUGUAGCUCUUUUAACAUUUACUUAAUCAAAUCAAACCGCGUGUUAUUUCAGCAGUUUUUUUUAAACUGCUUUUUGUUUAAUAUCGUUUUACCUCUUUAAAUAUUGUCAUGUUAAGUUUAUAUCUAUAUUUUGUUUAGCUAUUUCAUUUUAAUUUUUUAUAGUAAUAAACAAAAAAAAAAUAAACUGUUUAAUUGUACCUUAAAAUUUAAUUUAAUAAAAGAACAAAGAAACGUUAAAGAAAGCUAAUUUCUAAUAAAUCGAUAACAGAAA